AUGGUUAAGAUUCCUCCAAUGGAGGAUUUGAAAUUACCAGAAGCAGUAUCUCCUCCUCCAGAAGAACCUAAUGUGACAUCAGAUGUUACUGAUGAUGUUGUAAUCAUAAAGCCUGAGUUGCAGCAGCCUCAAGAAGAUGAAGCAGUGCAACAAUCUCAAGAAAAUGAUGAUGUUGUAAUCAUAAAGCCUGAGCUGCAGCAGCCUCAUGAAGAUGAAGCAGUGCAACAAUCUCAAGAAAAUGAUGAUUCAACAGAAAAUGAGAAAAUUUACAUGGAUGACACUUUUUUGCCCUCUGGUUUAUCAAGCAGUCAAGCAGAAGAAGCACAAGAUCCUUCUUCUAAUCCUACUCCUGUUUCUGAGAUUGUUCUGCCUCGAGUGAAGAUUAAGCAUGGAGCUGAAGGCGCACCAAGAGUGCCUUCAAGAUCUCUUUCUUCCCUAAGAAGCCUUGGAUCUCCAAGAACACUCUUGUCUCCAAGAUUUGGAGGAACAUCAUCAUCACCUUUGAGCAAUGGAACACCCAAUUCUUACAGACACUCGAUUGACACAGCAUCACCUUUUGAAUCUGUUAAAGAAGCUGUCUCAAAAUUUGGAGGAAUCACAGAUUGGAAAGCACAUAGAAUGGAAGUAUUAGAGAGACGCAAGUUUGUGGAACAAGAACUCGAAAAGUUGGAAGAGCAGAUCCCUGAGUACAAGAAAAAAUCAGAAAUUGUUGAGAUGUCAAAGUUUCAAACGGUUGAGGAGUUAGAGAACACAAAGAGACUCAUUGAAGAGUUGAAGCUUAAUCUUGAAAAGGCGGAGACAGAAGAGAAACAAGCAAAACAAGACUCUGAACUUGCAAAGAUGAGAGUUGAGGAGAUGGAACAAGGAAUUGCUGGUGAAGCUAGUGUUGCCACCAAAGCACAGCUUGAAGUGGCUCAAGCCAGGCAUACAUCUGCUAUCUCGGAACUGGAAUCUGUCAAAGAAGAGCUGGAAACUCUGCAAAGUGAGUAUGAUGCUUUGGUAAAAGAGAAAGAGGUGGCUAUGAAGGAAGCAGAAGAAGCUGUUAAGGCUUCUAAAGAAGUUGAGAGGAAAGUUGAAGAGCUGACAAUAGAGCUGAUAGCUUCAAAGGAGACGUUGGAAUGUGCACAUUCUUCUCAUUUGGAAGCAGAAGAGCAUAAGAUUGGAGCAGUCAUCUCGCGUGAUCAGGAAACUCACAGGUGGGAGAAGGAGCUAAAGCAAGCAGAGGAAGAGCUUCAGAAACUCAAGCACCAUAUAGUUUCAACCAAGGAGCUGAAAGUGAAACUUGACUUUGCUUCAGCGUUGCUUCUUGAUUUGAAGAAAGAACUGUCAGAUUAUAACGAAUCAUCCAACUCAUUACAGGAAAAGUCCCAUGCAGAUAUACAAACAGCUGUUGCUUCUGCAAAGAAGGAACUAGAAGAAGUCAAUGUCAACAUCGAGAAAGCAGCUUCCGAAGUGAAAUGUUUGAAGGUUGCAUCAUCUUCCUUGAGAAUGGAACUUGAGAAAGAGAAAUCAGCACUUGACUCAAUCAAAAAAAGAGAAGGGAUGGCGUCAAUAGCAGUCGAAUCUCUAGAUGCUGAGAUAGACAUAACCAAGCUCGAAAUAGCUCUUGUUGAGUCCAAGGAAAGAGAAGCUAGAGAGGAGAUGGUGGAGCUACCAAAGCAGAUGCAGGAAGCGGCUCAAGAGGCUGAUGAAGCGAAAUCAUUAGCUGAACUAGCUCGUGAAGAGCUGAGAAAGUCUCAAGAAGAAGCAGAGAAGGCAAAGGCUGGAGCAAGUACAAUGGAGAGCAGAUUAGUUGCAGCUCAGAAAGAAAUCGAAGCUGCUAAAGCUUCAGAGAGAUUGGCAUUAGCCACCAUCAAGGCCUUGCAAGAGAGUGAAUCUGCUUUGAAGGAAAACAAUGUUGAUUCUCCGAGAAGUGUUACACUGACAUUAGAUGAGUACUAUGAGCUUUCCAAGCGUGCUCAUGAGGCUGAAGAAGCAGCCAACGCGAAGGUUGCAGCAGCGGUUUCUGAGAUUGAGGAAGCUAAAGAAACAGAGAAGAGAAACUCAGAGAAGUUGGAAGAAGUAAACAAAGAGAUGGAUUCAAGAAAGAAGGCACUUGCAGAAGCCAUUGAGAAGGCUGAGAAGGCUAAAGAAGGGAAGUUAAGUGUAGAACAAGAGCUGAGAAAAUGGAGGGAAGAACAUGAUGUAAAGAGAAAGACUGGUGAUGAUGAAGUGACCACAGAGAAUAGUAAUGGAAAAAGCUUAGAAGAGUCGAAGGAGAAAGAAACAGAGUCUAAUGGAACUGAAAUAAACCCAACACCACAAGCAAAUCCUGUAAAGAAAAAGAAGAAACUUUUCCCAAGAUUUUUUAUGUUCAUGAUGAAGAAGAAGUCAAAUAAGUGA
Eruca vesicaria subsp. sativa (arugula) is the source of this 2382-nucleotide messenger RNA. Lineage: Eukaryota; Viridiplantae; Streptophyta; Magnoliopsida; Brassicales; Brassicaceae. The record is from the annotation of a GenBank genome assembly.